Phyllopteryx taeniolatus (common seadragon) is the source of this 2803-nucleotide messenger RNA. RefSeq names its product neurocalcin delta b (gene ncaldb). Gene Ontology annotation, cellular component: cytosol. NCBI's taxonomy places the organism in Eukaryota, Metazoa, Chordata, Actinopteri, Syngnathiformes, Syngnathidae. Bases 270 to 848 code for a protein of 192 amino acids. The record is from RefSeq and is a predicted model, not a curated record. Gene Ontology annotation, molecular function: calcium ion binding; actin binding; tubulin binding. Gene Ontology annotation, biological process: calcium-mediated signaling. The transcript has 4 exons.
ACAAGCGAACAACGAGAGCCGGAGUUUGGACCCUGACCCCGCCGGGGAACCGCAGCUUCCUGCGUGGCUUCUCGCGAUCUGUCGUCGUCUCGGAUUUUGUUGUGUUUAUUUUUUUGGUUGUUUUGUUCGUUUUUACCCACCGGGUGAUGGGCCGCUAAAGAGACUUUUUUUUUUUUUUUUUUUUUUUUCACAAAAACAGCGACUUGGAAGCGAGCCGUCUGAAAACACCGCCGACCUCUCGCUACGCAUCGUCACUCGCGCCGUCAGCCAUGGGGAAACAGAACAGCAAGCUCCGUCCUGACGUCAUGCAGGACCUGAUCGAGAACACCGACUUCACCGAGCACGAGAUCACAGAGUGGUACAAGGGCUUCCUGCGGGACUGCCCCAGCGGCGCCCUGUCCAUGGAGGAGUUCAAGAAGAUCUACGCCAACUUCUUCCCGUACGGCGACGCCGGCAAGUUCGCCGAGCACGUCUUCCGCACGUUCGACGCCAACGGCGACAGCACCAUCGACUUCCGGGAGUUCAUCAUCGCGCUGAGCGUCACGUCCCGCGGCCGCCUGGACCAGAAGCUCAAGUGGGCCUUCAGCAUGUACGACCUGGACGGCAACGGCUACAUCAGCAAGGCGGAGAUGCUGGAGAUCGUCACGGCCAUUUAUAAGAUGGUCUCCUCGGUGAUGAAGAUGCCCGAGGACGAGUCGACGCCCGAGAAGCGCACAGAUAAGAUCUUCAGGCAGAUGGACACGAAUCGCGAUGGCAAAUUGUCCUUGGAGGAGUUUGUGGAGGGCGCCAGGAACGACCCGUCCAUCGUGCGGCUGCUGCAGUGCGACCCAAGCAGCGCCGGCCAGUAGACCGCCGGAUCGCUCGUCGUCUUCGCUCUUUUUUUUUUUUUUUUUUUUUUUUUGCGUUAGUUCAUCAUUCAAAAAAAAAUUAAUAAUACCACCAUUUGAAGGACACCUUUGAAGGACGGUAUUGCUGUAGAAAAAGUGAAUUUAAGACGUACGGAACUGCACUGAAUCCAUGUUUGCUGCUGGUCUUUUUGCAUUGGAAAGAGUCAAAGGAUGACAAGAACUGGAAGUGGAGCAUCCUGGGAAAUGUAGUUUAUCUUUUUUCAACGCGAGAAGGAUUUGAACGCACAUUUUAUUUUGGAGGAACGUGUUACACAGUCGAGCCCCAAAUGAGUCGCACGCUGGUCGGACUUUUAGAGCUACAAGGAUGAGAUAUUAAUACAUCCUUUUUUCGUUCUUCUGACGUUUUAUCUCUUUCGAGAAUUUGAACAAAAUGCUCAAAGAUUGUUGUGCAAAAAGGGAUGAAUUCUUUUUUAUUUUUAUUUUAUUUAUAUUUUUUAAAUUGUCCUAUGAAAAAUAGGCCCAUUCAUCACUUUCAAUGUGUGAUCAUCUAUACAAAUAUGUUUUACAUAAUUUUAUUGAAUUUUUAAUAAUGUUAUAAUUUAUUUUGACUCCAUUCAAAAAUAUACUUUCAACUCAAAAUCUAAUACUCUAUCAUCCAUUUUCCGUACCGUUUCGCCUCACUCGGGUCGCGGGCGUGCUGUCAAAUGCCAAUUAAUUAUUUUCAACGUGAAAAAUAUGUAUUAUUUUCAACAUGAAAAAUAUUGACAAGUAUUUUUGCAAUUUUUUACAAUAGUCCUCAUUCUGAAAUAAUGAUGAUAAUACAAAUCAAAUCAAAUAGGCUACAUUUGUAGUAUAUCUACCAGUAUAUCUUGAUGUUCUUAGUGUGAAAAGAUUGCAUUUUGCAUUUCCUCUAAUUUCUCCUUUUAAUAAUUUUCUAAUAUUUUUGUAAAAAGUUAAGUGAUUUUUUAUAAUAAUUUAUUUCCACCAAAUAAAGUAAAAUCGCUUCUUCUUGAUAUUAAAUGCUGAUGGCCCGCAUGGUCCUCACAACCUCAUGUAUAAAAGAAACAAAAAAACAUUUUGUAAUUAUUUCAUAAUUUUAGCGUCAUUUCUUUCCUAAAAAAAAGAAUACACUCAUAGGCUGGCCAGCGGAUGACUCAUUUUGGGCUUAACUGUAUAUUUAUAUAUAUUUUUCAAUAUGUAACAUAUACAUACGCAAAAACAAAAAUAGCAGUUUUAAGGAUAUGUAGUAUUCCAUUCUUUUACGAUGAAUUCACAUUUAAGAAAAAAAAGUGAAAAUUAUUGCAAUGUGAUGUUUUCCUUUUACUUGAAAGGACCAAAAAAAAACAACUAUCAUAUAUUUAUGCUCGGACAGGACCACAUGUGCGUUGUCGCUAUGCAGUCACGCCACAAAAUGGCGUCACCAGAUGUGACGUUUUCCCCGUAACGGUUGCUCAUGUCACCGUUUUCUUCUUUUUUUUUUUGUCCUGCGUGUUUUCCUUAUAUGUACUUCAUGCUUUAAAGCUGCACCAAAUUUCAAUUUCCAGUUGUGUUGCAUUCACUGACUUUUAAGUAUUUUUUUGUUUCCAUCCCUGCUGGUGGGAAGACACAAUGUUGUUGUUUUUGUGUGUGUGUGUGUGUGUGUGUGUGUGUGUGUGUGUGUGUGGGAAGGAAACAAUCACUUUAAAAGAGAGCAACUGUGACAAUGACGGUGGAAAAGGCCGUUAGGGAUUUCUUUUGGUCCCGCUCCCAUUAGCAUCUUGUGGUCAAAGUGCCAAAUAUAGAUGAUUAAUUCAAAAGAAUAUAUAUACGCAGUAUUGCAUCAUUUAUACUGUACAGUUGUCACCUGUCGAACAAACGAGGAUGUCACUAUCGUAUUUCUUUUGUAGAUUUUGUAUUGUUAACUUCUGAGUAGGAUGACCAUUUUGUUGUUUAAAUAAAGACAAAAGGGCCGACUG